AAUCUAGGAGACCAAGCCCCAUCCGUGCGUUGGGGAAACUGAACCCCCUCGGCGCGUCUUCGCUCCAGGGAGCGUCCCCGCGCCGAGAACCCCGGCAGGAACCAGGGCGCGCCCUGCAGGAGCGCAGCGGGGCAGGUUCCGACCCGCUGGGAAUCCCGCCGCAAGCCCCAGCCGGAACAGCAGCCUGAGGCGGUCGCACGAUUGUAGCCCCACAGGCAGCCAGACCCGGCUCCCCGGAUCAGGAGAGGCUGUGCGGACGGCGUUCAGGCGGCGAGUUCGCCGGGCGAAGAUGUCGGCCAAGGCAGAAGUCGGCUUAGUGCGCGAGGCUUCUCGGCAGAUCGUGGCCGGUGGUUCUGCUGGUCUUGUAGAAAUUUGUCUGAUGCACCCCCUCGAUGUGGUGAAAACCAGGUUCCAGAUUCAGAGAUGCACAACUGAUCCAAACAGUUACAAAAGCUUGGGAGAUAGCUUUCGAAUGAUUUUCCGAACAGAAGGAUUGUUUGGUUUUUACAAGGGGAUUCUACCUCCCAUCUUGGCUGAAACACCAAAAAGAGCAGUGAAGUUUUUCACCUUUGAGCAAUACAAGAAAUUGCUAGGAUAUGUGUCACUGUCACCAGCAGUGACAUUUGCCAUUGCUGGACUGGGAUCUGGACUCACAGAAGCCAUCGUGGUUAACCCUUUUGAGGUAGUAAAAGUUGGCUUGCAAGCCAAUCGGAACACAUUUUCAGAGCAACCAUCCACCAUGAGUUAUGCAAGACACAUCAUUAAAAAGGAAGGCUUUGGACUCCAGGGCCUCAACAAAGGAUUUACGGCAACUUUGGGACGUCAUGGAGUUUUCAACAUGGUUUAUUUUGGCUUCUACUACAAUGUCAAAAACAUUAUUCCUGUCAAUAAGGAUCCAACCUUGGAGUUUUUGAGAAAAUUCGGGAUUGGUCUUCUCUCUGGGACAAUAGCCUCAGUCAUUAACAUCCCUUUUGAUGUUGCCAAAAGUAGGAUUCAAGGGCCUCAGCCAGUUCCUGGAGAGAUCAAGUACAGAACCUGUUUUAAAACAAUGGCGACAGUCUAUCGGGAAGAAGGGAUUUUAGCUUUAUACAAAGGCCUGCUUCCCAAGAUCAUGAGACUUGGACCAGGUGGUGCGGUGAUGCUGCUGGUUUAUGAAUACACUCAUUCAUGGCUGCAGGAGAACUGGUGAUGGCCUGGGAAGAAUGUCUCCCCCUUGAGACAAUGGUAUUUGCUGUGCAGCACCAGGAACAGGAGAGACUUUUGAUCAGCUAAGCUAAGCAUGCAAUUAUGAAGGGGAAAUCAGUUUGUUCAAGAAUAAAUCCAAUUUAGAUACUUUAAAAAUUAUCUUUAGACAACUUGGAGUAAUGAUUUGGGCUAUAUACUUAGAACUAUGAGAAGAAAAAUAAUGUGAAGCAAUGAGGUAUUUAAAUCAAAUAUAGAAAAAUAGCAUAGAAAUCAAAUGUAUUUCCUAAAAGCAAUCUAAGCUUUGUCACUUAGGCUCCUCUUAACAUUGCUUCACAAUGAAAAAAUUCAUUGUAAUGAUAAUUGUUUUCCUAAGAAAUCCAGAAAUACUUCAAGUAAAUUCUUGAAAAUAAAUCACCCUGUGGCUAGUUCCUUAAGUAUCCAAUGAAAGACUGGGUUAAAAAAUGUUAAGACCAAAGUUAAACAGUUUCUGUAUGAGAUUAAAAAUUUCCACAAAUAAUAUUUAAAGGAAAACAUCUUUAAAGUACACUCAAAUGGCCUUUUAAGAAUUUUUAAUUUUGAGUAC
This is a messenger RNA of Lepus europaeus (European hare), 1768 nucleotides long. It is a transcript of the gene SLC25A21, whose product is annotated as solute carrier family 25 member 21. Gene Ontology annotation, biological process: transmembrane transport. Bases 290 to 1189 code for a protein of 299 amino acids. The transcript has 10 exons. The record is from RefSeq and is a predicted model, not a curated record. NCBI's taxonomy places the organism in Eukaryota, Metazoa, Chordata, Mammalia, Lagomorpha, Leporidae.